AUUUAUUUUUACAAUUUAAAGUUUAAUUGAUAAUGAGUCAAUUGAUAAUAUAUUUAAUUUUUUUUGAGCAACGGUUGCACACGUAUUAGAUAAGUUCACGUGAAACGUCCAUAUUAACACCCUAAACGCGGAAAAAAUGUAUUUGGAACAACUGUUAAUAUAUAAUGAUAUUUAACAUGAAUAAUAUUUUUGUAGCACUGAAUCAAACAUGGAUAACUCAUCUUCUGAUCACGAUAUCAGUGCAUCAGUGUUCGAAGAUCAGACAAUAGAAGUUGAGCAGGCAGCAGAAGAAGUUCCCUGGAAAAGAAAAAAAGGCAAUAAAGGAAUUAAACAGGGAAAAAGAACAUGGAAUGAUACUGAUUUCGAAGAAAAGUUUUUAUCAGUACUCGAGCAGAGUUCGAAAGAAGAUGAAGAUCGUUCUUUUAUGGAAUCUUUAUUGCCAACGUUGCGGUUAUUUAAUAAUGACCAAAAACUAUUAUUUAGAAGUCAAGUCUUAAGCCUUAUGAUGACAAUUAAAAAUACAAAUAAUGUAAGAGCUGCAUACAGAGAACCUUACGACUUUUUUUCUCAACAGUAUCCAGUUAAUUAUGGUCCAUGGAAUCAUAACACGUCAUCUAUUCUCUCUACGUCUUCUUCUACUCCUCCUGAA
This is a messenger RNA of Daktulosphaira vitifoliae (grape phylloxera), 649 nucleotides long. RefSeq lists its product as uncharacterized. The transcript has a single exon. Gene Ontology annotation, molecular function: DNA binding. The annotation marks the transcript as partial. The record is from RefSeq and is a predicted model, not a curated record. NCBI's taxonomy places the organism in Eukaryota, Metazoa, Arthropoda, Insecta, Hemiptera, Phylloxeridae.